GGCCGGGCAGGCCGGUGGGGGCAGCCGGCAGGGUGCGCGCGGCGGACAGGGGGCGGAGCCGGAGCGACGGGCGGCGGCCGCGCUCAGACCUGGUAGCCUGCGCGCUGCCCGCGAUUCGACCCUGAGGAACCUAGAAAGAUUGUGCAAUGAAUGGUGAUACUCGGGCCGCAGUGGUGACCUCACCACCCCCGACCACAGCCCCUCACAAAGAGAGGUAUUUCGACAGAGUGGAUGAGAACAAUCCAGAAUACUUGCGAGAGAGGAACAUGGCACCAGACCUUCGCCAGGACUUCAAUAUGAUGGAGCAAAAAAAGAGGGUGUCCAUGAUUCUGCAAAGUCCCGCUUUCUGUGAAGAAUUGGAAUCAAUGAUACAGGAACAAUUUAAGAAGGGGAAGAAUCCCACAGGCCUAUUGGCAUUACAGCAGAUUGCAGAUUUUAUGACCACGAAUGUACCGAAUGUCUACCCGGCAGCUCCGCAGGGAGGGAUGGCUGCCUUAAACAUGAGUCUUGGUAUGGUGACUCCUGUGAAUGACCUUAGAGGAUCUGAUUCUAUUGCCUAUGACAAAGGGGAGAAGUUAUUGCGGUGUAAACUGGCAGCGUUUUACCGACUAGCAGAUCUCUUUGGAUGGUCUCAGCUUAUCUACAAUCACAUCACAACCAGAGUGAGCUCCGAGCAGGAACACUUCCUCGUUGUACCUUUUGGACUUCUCUACAGUGAAGUGACUGCAUCCAGUUUGGUUAAAGUCAAUCUACAAGGAGAGGCAGUGGACCGUGGAAGCACUAAUCUAGGGGUAAAUCAGGCUGGCUUCACGUUACAUUCUGCCAUUUACGCUGCACGCCCGGACGCGAAGUGCGUUGUGCAUGUUCACACACCAGCAGGGGCCGCGGUCUCUGCGAUGAAAUGUGGCCUCUUGCCAAUCUCCCCAGAGGCACUUUCCCUUGGAGAAGUGGCUUAUCAUGAUUAUCACGGGAUUCUGGUUGAUGAGGAAGAAAAAGUUUUAAUUCAGAAAAAUUUGGGGCCUAAAAGCAAGGUUCUUAUUCUCCGGAAUCACGGGCUUGUAUCCGUUGGAGAGAGUGUUGAGGAGGCCUUCUAUUACAUCCAUAACCUUGUGGUUGCAUGUGAGAUCCAGGUUCGAACUCUGGCCAGUGCGGGAGGGCCAGACAAUUUAGUCCUCCUGGAUCCUGGGAAGUACAAGGCCAAAUCCCGUUCCCCCGGGUCCCCGGCAGGGGAGGGCAGCGGAUCGCCUCCCAAGUGGCAGAUUGGUGAGCAGGAGUUUGAAGCGCUCAUGCGGAUGCUGGAUAAUCUGGGUUACAGAACUGGCUACCCUUAUCGAUACCCUGCUCUGAGAGAGAAAUCUAAAAAAUACAGCGACGUGGAGGUUCCUGCCAGUGUCACAGGUUACCCCUUUGCGAGUGACGGUGAUUCGGGCACUUGCUCCCCUCUCAGACACAGUUUUCAGAAGCAGCAACGAGAGAAGACAAGAUGGCUGAACUCUGGCCGGGGUGACGAUGCUUCUGAGGAAGGGCAGAACGGAAGCAGUCCCAAGUCGAAGACUAAGGUGUGGACGAACAUUACACACGAUCACGUGAAACCCUUGCUGCAGUCUCUCUCGUCCGGUGUCUGCGUGCCAAGCUGUAUUACCAACUGCUUGUGGACUAAAGAGGAUGGACAUAGGACUCCCGCCUCUGCCGUCCCAAACCUGUUCGUCCCACUGAACACCAACCCAAAAGAGGUCCAGGAGAUGAGGAACAAGGUGUGCACCGACUGCCACCAGCAAUCAGUGGAAGCUGACAUUCGAGAGCAGAACCUACAGGACAUUAAGACUGCGGGCCCCCAGUCCCAGGUGUUGUGUGGUGUAGUGAUGGACAGGAGCCUCGUCCAGGGCGAGCUGGUGACAGCCUCCAAGGCCAUCAUUGAGAAGGAGUACCAGCCCCAUGUCAUCGUGAGCACCACGGGCCCCAACCCCUUCAGCACGCUCACCGACCGCGAGCUGGACGACUACCGCAGAGCGGUGGAGCGCAAGCACAGGGGCCCCGAAGAGAAUCUGGACGAGACUAGAGAAGACAAAGAAGAGAGCCCUCCAGAGCCCCCUGCUGCCCCCCACACUCCCCCGAGCGCCCCCAUCAAGCUGGAGGAAGACCUGCCGCAGGAGCCGGCUUCCGGAGACAACAGCGAUGCCGCCACCUUCACGCCGACUCUCCCUGACCUGUCCCCUGAUGAGCCUUCAGAAGCGCUCUGCUUCCCGACACUGGAGGAGGAGGAGGAGGAAGAGGGGCUUUGUGAAGCCGGGGGCCCUCCAGGCCCCACCAGGUCCCCUGCAGCGGCCAUCCCUGAGCCAGUCACAGCCCAGGCGGCUGACGAGGCCGCCGCCCCGGCUGCCGAGGAGGGGGCUGCUGUGGACCCUGGCAGUGAUGGGUCUCCGGGCAAGUCCCCCUCCAAAAAGAAGAAGAAAUUCCGCACUCCCUCCUUCCUGAAGAAGAGCAAGAAAAGGAGUGACUCCUGAAGGCCCUUCCUGCACAAACCGAUGCCACCAGGCUGUCCCGAUUGUGUCUCGUGCCCUGUCUUCUUGUGUAAUGGAAUGCAAAAGGCCCACCCCUGCGUAGCUAGCGCUCCCCUCGCGGCGUGACCGAAUCCCCACGGAGACCGGUGCUAACCUUGUGCGCGCGCAGCGGCCCAGCCGGCAGCCUCAGGUGCUGCGGGAGACUUGGUCUCUGCGUCCACCUCCGAGCCCUGCCCUGCAGGGACCAGCACCUCGGCCCAUCUCAUGAGCCCUUCGGGGACACGCUGUCCCCAGGGGCUUAGCUAAGUCCGGGUUCUGGCUGGGUCGGGGGUGGCCCUGCCAGCUCUGGCCUCCACCGCUCUUGCUGUCCUUCUCUUGUGAAGUAAUCCGCGGUCCACCUCUGCUAGGCUCCCUUCAGCCCGAGGUCUCGGGUGACUGCAUCACACCUGUAGCUUCUUGCUGGCAUUAUCUGCUCAGUGAUCUCAUUUGUUCGGAUACACAAAGCCUUGGUCCUGUGAGAACACUCGUGUCCCUGCCAAUGGCCCAGGCCACCGUGGCAGACUUUUUGAGAGGUGGGUCUGGGCUGAGCCGGCAGUCCCAGCAGCGGACAGGCCUGUGUUCACCCAGGUAACCUAUGCAUGGUCUCACCGGCCCCCCGCGGCCAAAACCAGACUUGGGGCUCCGUUCCUUACUCACUGGGGGCUCUCGAUUCCCUGUCAUAGGGAAGGUGCAUCAGGAGGGGAAGAGUGCUUUCUAGAUGUUCUUUCGGAAAGUCUGCAGUUCACCCUACACGCUGUGAGCGAACGGUCUGCAUUGUGCUUCGUUUUCUCCCCAGGGCCUGUGGCAGAGCACACCAGGGCUCCACGCGCUGUCCUGGGGGGUCUGCUCUUAACCGCGGCUCGGCUCGGCCUGGAGGGUACCCUCACUUUGACAGAAGGCAGUUCAGGGUAGGAGUUGGCCCCAGGGGUCCCACCUGACGCCCUGUGCAGUCACUGGCGGAGCCCACCUCCUGCCCUCCAGCACCACGGUGAAUUUCACUGCACUCACCCUGGAAGAUAGCGGCUAGCUGCUUAGUGGGAACUAGUGGGUGGCCAGGUGUCUCUUCGACAGUGACCUGUCCCAGGAGCUCCAGUGCCAGCCUGUCUCCCAGACAGGUCCCCAGGAGGGGGGAGGGGCCCUCGGGGGACCCAGUGCCCGACGUGGGCUCAGGUCCCACACACUCGACACCCAGGCAGGACCUGAAGCGGCUGCAUGGCGCUGACCUCUGCUUCGAGCUUACUGGCAGGCAAGCCACUUCUCUCCUGUGUAUCAUUCCAUUGCCAAGAUGGUGGUAGAGCUCUCCACCCUCACCCUGCACCUCAGUUAACCAUGGGCUCUUCCUUUUAUCCCUUCUUCUGACCCCAGGUAUGCAACGACUUUCAUUUCAUUUUUGUAGUUUAACUCUUUGUAUUACAACAUGAAGUUUAGCUGCAUAUACAGACACAGGCUUGGGAGAACCACCUCUACAGCCUUUCUUCAUUGUAACAUGUUUUACUCACAAAUAAAAUUCUUUAAGCAGUUUCCUUGUCUAAA
This is a messenger RNA of Delphinapterus leucas (beluga whale), 4073 nucleotides long. RefSeq names its product adducin 1 (gene ADD1). Gene Ontology annotation, biological process: barbed-end actin filament capping; positive regulation of establishment of endothelial barrier; positive regulation of adherens junction organization. Gene Ontology annotation, molecular function: actin filament binding. Lineage: Eukaryota; Metazoa; Chordata; Mammalia; Artiodactyla; Monodontidae. The record is from RefSeq and is a predicted model, not a curated record. Gene Ontology annotation, cellular component: plasma membrane; adherens junction; focal adhesion.